Molecule: messenger RNA, 4931 nt
Organism: Notechis scutatus (mainland tiger snake)
Lineage: Eukaryota; Metazoa; Chordata; Lepidosauria; Squamata; Elapidae
Source: RefSeq, a predicted model, not a curated record
AGGGAGCACAGGGAGCGAGCGUAAAUAAGCAAGCGAGAGAACGCUGAAUAAUACCCCGGCGCCUCUUCCCUGUCAUUGAGCCAAGGCGAGAAAUGAGAUCUGGGGAGGAAAUCCGCCGGAUUUUGCAGCGCGGACCUUUGGGGAGCCAGAAAAAUCCAGUUCCUGUACAGAAUUCUUGCUGAACCACCAAUACUUCUUCAUUCAGGAAGAUAAAGCUGAUGACAACUAUUAUGCAUAACAACAUUUACAAAUAAAAGUUGUUUCAAGCUCCUGAAGUCAAAUGCCCAUGGCAAUGAAAAAUAUAUUGAUUCUGUUACCAGCAGCUUAAGAGAAAUACCUGCAAGAAUCUUUCCAAAGAUACGUCUUUGUCUUAUUAAAAUACUCCCAAAGCUAUAGGUUUUUUGACUACAAAUAAAAUGGAGGCCUUAGAAGUUGAUGACAUCAGUCCAGCCUUGGAGGUGACUGAAGACUUCUUCAGUACCUUUGAUGCUAAGCUGGAAAAUGUGCAGCCACUGGAAGUUUAUGGUGUUCAAGAGAUUCCGGAACUGGUUGGAUGUGACGCAUUUAAUAAAAUCACAGUCUGUGGAGAUUUAAGGAACAUUGCUUCUUUAGGGAAGAAUAACCUUGUUUGGGCACACUGCAAAAAUGGAAGUUCAGAAACCAAAGUAGAAACUGCAUUUCCUGCCAAAGAACAGUUUAGAGUGCAAAGGGGAAUGGUUCCAGAUAAUCUCUCCUGGGUUGAUCAAGGAACUGCUUCAACUUUUAAUAUCUUUAACAUCUGCCAGAGGAGGAAGGAUCGGCCCCGUUCUGUGAAUGAUGUUAUAGUCCAAAAUGAGGAAACUUCCUCUUUCAAGCCAGGUCAUAACAGGUCACAUUCUGAUAUUAGUCACAUAAACUGGGGCAUCAUCUUCAAUAAUGCCUCUCCACAACAGCUGUCUAAUCAGGUGAGCCAGUGCUCUAAACAUUCAUUUACACCAACUGGAUUCAAAAAGGGAAAAGAUAUUCAAGGGAAUACUGAACACAAGCCUACAUAUUCAAAUAUCUUGAAGAAAGGGUAUGUAGAAAUUAAGAACAACCGUGGCAAUUACUGGCAGGCUUGUUAUGCAGAACUCUCUCCAUAUGAACUUCGUCUGUAUCAGCUUGACAAAAGCGGCAACCAGAACCUUCCAACAGUCUACCUGCUUUUGCACUUCCAAAGCAUCAACGUGGAAACCAGUGUAGUUGACGCAGUCCUGUUCAAUAAUUUGCACCUGCAACUCAAAGCAGAAUCACCUUGGGAAGCUUUGGACUGGGGACAAAAACUUCGGCAAGCUGUUCAUUCUUCAGUUCCAUCGUUUCUGAAGCCAAAAGGAGAUUUGGUGAACUCAUGGAAGUUAGAUAAUGCUGAGAGCAGCCUCACUCAAAACCAUGGCUUACAGAAGGAACCUGCUGAAUUUUUCCAGUUCACACCUUUGACCCCAAACAUCAAGGAUUACCAAAGCAUUGUCAAAUCAGGGAUUCUUUACAGAUUGACUCUCCAGAAUAACUGGAAAGCAUUCCAUUUUGUACUCAGUGGGUCCCUUCUCAUGGCAUUUCAGAUUGGUGGGCUUGAUGAGGACCCUCUGUGGAGCUACAAUAUUGAGGCAUGCGUCUCUGUUCAAACUGAUAUUCUGGAUGACUGUGACUCUUGUUUUCAGGUGAUCUUUCCUCAAGAUGUGCUUCGUCUCCGUGCAGAAACCCUUCAAAGAGCUCAGGAAUGGAUGGAAGCUUUGAAGGCUGCAACCAGAGCAGCAAGUUUAGGGCAAAACCUGCAGGUGACACUGAGAAACAAAGUUCAAGGCUUAUCUUGUGAAAAAGAACAUAGGAAAAUCAAGCGCCAGUCUGUCACCACCAGUUUUCUGAGCAUUUUAACUACCUUGUCCUUGGAAAGAGGCCUGACUGCUCAGAGUUUUAAGUGUGCAGGUUGUCAGAGUUGCAUUGGCUUAAGCAGUGGGAAAGCAAAGGUAUGCAACUACAGUGGGUGGUAUUACUGCAACCUCUGUCACGUUGAUGAUACCUUUCUAAUUCCUGCACGACUAGUUCAUAACUGGGAUACUUCAAAAUACAAGGUAUCAAAGCAAGCCAAAGAAUUCCUGGAAUAUGUUUAUGAAGAGCCCCUGAUUGACAUUCAGAGAGAAAAUCCCAUAUUGUACAGGCAUGUUGAGCCAUUGGCAAGUGUGGCCCGUCUGAGACAGCAACUGAAAUCCCUCCGAGCCUAUUUAUUCAGCUGCAGAGCAGCAGUGGCUGAAGACCUGCGAAGAAGAAUUUUUCCCAGGGAGUAUCUUCUUCAGCAGAUCCACCUAUAUUCUCUUGCAGAUCUACAGCAGAUUCCCCCCCCCCCCCGCCCCUCACACCUUUCAUCAUGUAAUUCAAUUACUGUUGCUCCUGCUCUGGUUAUCGAAGGGAAGCUGGCCCCUUUCCUUGGGAAAGUAAUAAAAUUUGCUACCUCCCAUGUUUACAGCUGCAGCCUUUGUAGUCAAAAAGGAUUCAUCUGUGAGAUCUGUAAUAAUGGUGAAAUUCUGUAUCCCUUUGAGGACAGUUCUACAAGCAGGUGUGAAAGCUGUAGUGCUGUCUUCCACUCAGAAUGCAAAGAGAAGGCCGUUCCAUGCCCCAGGUGUGUGAGGAGAGAGCUACAGAUGAAGCAGAAAUCUUUCUGGAGAAGACUGAAUAUGGAUGAGAGCUUGGAAGAGGCCUGCAACAUGUUUGAAUUGUCCUACCAGAAUACAUGAUCUGAGGGGGAAAUGUGACAACCUACACCUUUUCCCAGCUUGGAAUGAAUGCUUCUAAAGGCACUGGUUGAUUGCCAGGGAGAAUAGUACAAAAAAAUUGUAUAUGUAUGUUUUGUUCCUGAAUAGCUGGAGUUCAGAAUGCUAAGAAAAUCAAAGGCUAAAUUGCAAUUAUGAAUUGGUUAGGGAACCAACUGGUGUUACACCAAAAGUAGUUUGUUUGAAAUAUUAUCUGCAUUGAUUGCAUUUUCUUUGCAUUGAAAGCUCUCAUUAGCUUUUAUUUAUUAUUGGACUUCAAGUGAUCUUUUUUGGUAGAAAUAGAUGGCAUUGCUAUUUAAAGUUCACAAACUACUUAUGACAAUGGGCCUGUGGAUAAGUAUUUGUAGAGCUUUUUGCAGCUUAGAAAGAUGACUUAAUAAACUGCUUGUAUGAAUAUUUUCUCUGCUCCCCCAAAAUCAGUCUAGGUCCAUUUUAGAAGCACAGCAUGGUAAUUGUCCUUACAACCUCUGUAAGCCAAGUGCUAAAACUUGCCUAAGUCUUGUAUUAAUAUUCCAGAAUACUAGAGAAAUUGCUUUCAGUGAUGAAAUAUUCACAGUUGAAUACUUGUUCAUGACAUUGUUGUUCACAAAUCAUUAAUUCAGAUUCUGAUUGUCUCACAUGUAACACCAUAAAGCUUGAAUAUUUAAUCCCCUUUGAUGUUAAAUAAUGUACUGUAUAUUGCUUUGCUCAUACCUUGUAGAAGAAAUUUCCUGCAUUUGGAUGAUGGAACUAGAAUCUGACUCUUUGCUGCAAUUAACAUUCCUAUUCUAUUAGUAUAUAUACCAAGGCUGUGAGUACUGUAGCAGAGUCAAUAAGAGCUUGAACACUUCACCCUGAAAGUGAAAUUUCUUGUACACUUUUAAAUACUGCACUGGGACAUAUGUUUUAACCACUUAACAUGCAAUAUUUGAAAAUAAUGAAAAUAUUACAAAAUGGUUCCAAAUCAAUCUUUGGACUUUCAGUAUUCCUUUUUUAAUAUAUAGCAGAGUGAAUAUUGGAAGUUUUUACUUCUGCUUUCAACUAACCAUAAUUUAACAUAUUCCAGUCCAGACAGCAACAGGGAUUAGCGUUUACUAUGAUUAAUUGAAACAAGCCAUCUGUAAACCUUGUUUUUGAUGUCCUCCUUGCUAUAGUGAAGGAUAGUACAAGUUAAAUCUGGCUUGGUACUGGUAUAUAUCAAAUCAAGAGUAGCCACUUAAUUUGUGCAGGCAAAGGAACACUUUUGAUUUCUCUCUCUACUUCCUCCCCUCAAACUGCAAGUUACUUUCUCUGCAUGUGUUAUGUUAAUUUGUUAUAGAUUGACUGUUGGCAAUUGCAUAUCUGGAAGACAAACAGACAGGGGUGUCAAACCUGCAUCGUCACAUGAUGUAUCGGGACUUUUUUCCCCUUUGCUAAACUGGGCAGGGGCAUGGCCAGCCCGUGAUGAAUCCGGCUGCAAGUUUGACAGCCUUGGACUAGGAAGAACCACAAAGCAUGUUAUUUAAAUUUAUUUAUUUAUUUAUUUUAUAAUUUAAUUUAUAAUCUUGUUGAUGUACUGCUUGGUUCUUCUGGGCUAGUUGGCACCCAGUUUUUAUGUGCAAAUAGGCUAACUGCAAAUGAUGUUCGUAAGGAAUGGUCAUCUGCUUUGUCUUUAAAAUUACUUUCAUAUAUGUAUAGAGCUAUGCAUUUGUCAGUAAGUUGAAGCCCAUAUAUUACAUUGAGAUUCAUUUUCAUUGCUUCUUUUACUUAAGCAUAAGUAGUAAAAGAGAGAGAAAGAAAGAAAAAAUGAGUGAUUGUGUAUUUUACUUUUGCAGGAUUUCCAGAAUCCAGAGUGAAGAAGUUGGUAUAAAUAACCUGUUUUGUUUUGUUUUGAUGUUUGCUUUUGGGAAGGGGAUAUCUUUUUAAGGCAGAUUGGGCAAGUGAAUCAAGCAUGUGGAAUGUGUUUGCUAACUUUUUUUUCAAUGUAUUGUAAAGUUUUAUUAUUUUUGUACAUCUCCUUAAGUUGCCCCAUCAAUUUCUUCAUUUUAUCCAAUGAGUUAUUAAAAGUGAAGUUAAAGGAUGGUUUUAGUGUGUCAUUGCAUACAGCUCCUAUCCACUACCUCAUUUCUUUGUUUUGUGUUCACUAUGCUCUUAAUGUUGGUUCUCAGUUUGCUUUUUUGGAACAAUUGG